CUUCCUCUCCUCCUUUCUCUUGAUCGGUUCUCCAUUCAUUUUCCAGAAAAACAAACAACCACCGUAGCUUACACAUUCUCUUUUUCAUUUUGCGAAUAAUUGUUGAAUAAUAUUAUAUUGGCAGAAUAACAGAAACAGAAAUGUGGGUGUUUUAUCUGAUAUCAUUGCCCCUGACAAUGGGGAUGGUGGUUUUCACGUUGAAAUAUUUUGCUGGGCCUGACGUCCCCAAAUACGUCCUUUACACCGUUGGAUAUACCUGGUUCUGUUCUCUAUCCAUUAUCAUCCUUGUUCCUGCUGACAUCUGGACGACAUUAAGUGGUCAGCACAAUGGAGCAAUUUCAUUCUUUUGGGGCUUAACAUAUUGGAGUACAUUUUUGCUUACAUGGGCUGUGGCACCUACCAUUGAGGGUUAUGAAGAUGCUGGAGACUUCACAGUGACAGAAAGAUUGAAGACUAGCAUACAAGGAAAUUUGGUCUUCUACCUUUGUGUGGGCUCCAUUGGAUUCUUUGGAUUUAUACUAGUAAUUACUCUUCGAAAAAAUUUGAGUGGAGGAAUUAUGGGUUUAGCAAUGGCUUGCUCAAACACUUUUGGACUUGUAACUGGUGCAUUUCUUCUUGGUUUUGGUUUGAGUGAAAUUCCAAAGGGCAUCUGGAAAAAUGCAGACUGGCCUGCUCGUCAAAAGGUCUUGUCGCACAAAAUUGCUAAAAUGGCUGUGAAACUUGAUGAUGCUCACCAAGACCUUUCAAAUGCUAUAGUGAUCGCUCAGGCAACAUCAAAGCAAAUGUCUAAGCGUGAUCCUUUGAGAUCCUUCAUGAAUAUUAUCGAUAAUAUGUUGCUUCAAAUGUUAGAAGAUGACCCUUUGUUCAAACCGCAAGGUGGGAGAUUAGGAGAAAAUGAUAUGGAUUAUGACACUGAUAACAAAUCGAUGGCAAUGCUAAGACGUCGACUUAGGAUAGCUAGAGAGGAGUACUAUCGAUACAAAAGCGAAUAUAUGAACUUCGUCUUGGAGGCCCUUGAGCUUGAAGAUACCAUAAAAAAUUAUGAAUGCCGCGUUGCAACUGGAUGGAAAUAUAUUUCAAGUUUCAGGCCCGAACGGAAAGGCAGACUUGGUCAUCUUCUCGAUAUAAGUGAGUUGCUUUGGCGUUGUAUGCUAAAAAAGCAAAUUGAGAAGCUUUUGGCCAUUCUUUUGGGUUGCAUGUCAGCUGCAAUCCUUGUUGCUGAAGCUACUAUAUUUCCAAGUGGAGUCGAUUUGUCUCUUUUUUCUAUUCUUAUUAAUGAUGUAAGAAAGCAAGAGGUCCUUGUGCAGGUAGUUGCUUUUGUUCCUCUGAUGUAUAUGUGCUUGUGUACAUAUUAUUCUUUGUUUAAAGUUGGAAUGUUGAUGUUCUACUCAUUGACACCAAGGCAGACAAGCUCAGUUAGCUUGCUUAUGAUAUGUUCGAUGGUUGCGCGAUAUGCACCUCCAAUUUCAUACAACUUUCUCAAUCUCAUUCGCCUUGAUGCGGAUGAAAAAACGAUAUUUGAACAGAGAAUGGGAAACAUUGAUGAUGCUGUUCCUUUCUUUGGGAAGGGAUUCAAUAACAUCUAUCCACUUAUUAUGGUUAUAUAUACAUUGUUAUUAGCUAGUAAUUUUUUUGACCGGCUGUUCGGUUAUUUUGGAAAUUGGAAGAUAUUGCUCAAACUUCAAAGUGAAUCCGAAGAGACAGAUGGAUUUGAUCCUUCAGGAGUAAUUAUCUUGAAGAAAGAAAGGUCUUCACUUCAGGAAGGGCAUAGGAUUGUAGAACAUGUUAUUCCAUUAGCAAGAAAUUUCAACAACAUAAACAUGGAGGUUGAAUUUGACAAAACUAUGAAAAAGCUUGUUACUGAAAAAGAAAUGCAGGAUGGAAACAAAGACCAACUAAAAGCUCUAAAAGAGAAGGUCCAAAAUGAGGCAAAUAUUGAAGCCAUCAGCAUAAAGAAUGCUGCAGCCAUUACAGAUCAAUGCUAUAAAAGACAAGAAGCCGACACGAAAACGACUAACAAAAAUGUGCCUUCCUUAACACUUGAUGAGGAAAACUCCCUAAACAUGACAGGACCAUCAUCUGGAUUAGCCUCAAAAUGGGAGUCGAUGAAGACAAGUUUUCAGGGUCUAAAAUCAAACAUUGGCUCCAAGAGAUUCCUACCUUUACAUCACAUUCAAGAACCGAAACUGGAUUCACCUUCUGAAUCCCUUGAUGAAAUAUUUCAGAGAUUAAAACAACCAACGAUGGAUCAUGGUGAUUAUGGUGAUGAUGAAGACGUCGACCUCUAUGAUUAUGGCAUAAACAUCAAGAUGGGGCCCUUCAGGUCAUAGGUUCUUAUGGCAUAUUCAAUUGGACUUGUUCGAAAAGCUGGUGAAGUUUACAUUUUGGUUUCCCACAACUCUCAAAGUAAUGUGUUUGUAAAAAAAUUGAGUGUCACACAGUCAAUGAAUCUUCCAUUUUCUGGUAUUCCUGCAGCAGAAAAGACAUGCUUGAACCAAGCCUAGAAUACAAGUUUUUUUUUUUUUUUUUUUUGGGGAUAAGAAAACAAUAUGGAAAGGAAUAUUGAUCCCACAAUUUUGUAGAGAACUAAAUACAAGGGAAAAGCUGUAAGCCUGUAAUUAUGAUCGUAACUUGUAACAUGC
Messenger RNA from Ziziphus jujuba (common jujube), 2642 nucleotides. RefSeq lists its product as uncharacterized. NCBI's taxonomy places the organism in Eukaryota, Viridiplantae, Streptophyta, Magnoliopsida, Rosales, Rhamnaceae. The record is from RefSeq and is a predicted model, not a curated record. Gene Ontology annotation, cellular component: membrane. The transcript is spliced from 14 exons. Bases 141 to 2330 code for a protein of 729 amino acids.